This is a messenger RNA of Sardina pilchardus (European sardine), 2229 nucleotides long. Its product is annotated as zinc finger protein ZFP2-like. The record is from RefSeq and is a predicted model, not a curated record. Gene Ontology annotation, biological process: regulation of gene expression. The transcript is spliced from 7 exons. Gene Ontology annotation, cellular component: nucleus. Lineage: Eukaryota; Metazoa; Chordata; Actinopteri; Clupeiformes; Clupeidae. Bases 1 to 2229 code for a protein of 742 amino acids.
AUGGCAGAAUCACUAAUCCCUGUGAAGAUGGAUAUAAAAGAAGAAGACUUUGAUGAUUUCCUCUGGGAGUAUAUUUUGGCCAGGAAAGUGGAAGAUAAGAGUGCACUGGACAAAGAUUUUAGGACUGAGACACAAACAUCCUCUACCUGCAGAGGAGAAGCCUUCACAUCAGUGGAAAUUACAGAGGAAAACUAUUCUGAUUCUGGAGAAUAUGGCCAUGAUGACUCCUCAGCUACAAAGCCUGUGUGUCUGGCCCAGAUGAAGAGGGUAUCAGUGGUGCUGGUGGACUGCUGUAGACCAAACUUUAAACAGGAACAUGAUUCUGAUAGUGAAGAAUGUGAUGACCAUGAUGACUCCUCAGCCAAAAGAGUUGUUCAAAGGAUCACAUGUGGGAAGAGUUUAAGUGUUGUCUCCGAUUUCAACCCACAUCAGACAACACCUACUGGACGAAAGCCACAUCAGUGUUCUCAUUGUGGAGAGGCAUUUGGUAAAAUGUCUCUUCUGAAGAGACACGAGAGGAUCCAUACUGGAGAAAAGCCACAUCAGUGUUCUACAUGUGGGAAAAGCUUCAGAAGGAAAGACCAGCUCACUCUCCAUCAGAGAACACAUACUGGGGAAAAGCCAUAUCAGUGUUCAGAUUGUGGGAAGACUUUUACUCAGGUGAGUAGUCUCAAGACACACCAGGUGAUCCAUACUGGGGAAAAGCCAUAUCAGUGUGCUACAUGUGGGAAAAGCUUCAGAACGAAAGGAGAGUUCAUGAUCCAUAAGAGGAUCCAUACAGGAGAAAAGCCAUAUCAGUGCUCAGAUUGUGGGAAGACUUUUACUCAGAUGAGUAGUCUCAAGUCACACCAGAUGAUCCAUACUGGAGUAAAGCCAUAUCAGUGCUCAGAUUGUGGGAAGACUUUUACUAAGGCACAUAAUCUCAAAACACAUCUGAUGAUCCAUACUGGAGUAAAGCCAUAUCAGUGUUCAGAUUGUGGAAAGAGUUUUACUCAGGCACAUCAUUUGAAGACACAUCAAAGAACACAUUCUGGAGUAAAGCCAUAUCAGUGUUCAGAUUGUGGAAAGACUUUUAGUCAGGCACAUAAUCUCAAAACACAUCUGAUGAUCCAUACUGGAGAAAAGCCAUAUCAGUGUUCAGAUUGUGGAAAGACUUUUACUCAGGCACAUCAUUUGAAGACACAUCAAAUAACACAUUCUGGAGUAAAGCCAUAUCAGUGUUCAGAUUGUGGAAAGACUUUUACUCGGGCAGAUGAUCUCAAGAAACAUCAGAUGAUCCAUACUGGAGUAAAGCCAUAUCAUUGUUCAGAUUGUGGAAAUACUUUUACUCGGGCAGAUAGUCUGAAGACACAUCAGAUGAUCCAUACUGGGGAGAAGCCAUAUCAGUGUGCUACAUGUGGGAAGGGUUUCAAAACCAGCCAAGAUCUUACUGUCCAUCAGAGAAUACAUACUGGAGAAAGGCCUUAUCCGUGUGCAGAUUGUGGAAAGAUGUUUAAUCAGGCAGGUUCUCUGAAGAUGCAUCAGAUGAUCCAUACUGGAGAAAAGCCAUAUCAGUGUGUUACAUGUGGAAAGGGUUUCAAAACCAGUAGUAAUCUCAAGACACACCAGAGGACCCAUACUGGACAAAAGCAAUAUCAGUGUUCAGAUUGUGGAAAGACUUUUGCUCAGGCAGUUGACACAUCUGAUGGUCCUCAGUCUGUUCUCACUUCGAGAGACUCUCCCUGCAUUGUUCUUCAAACUAUAACCAUGGAAUUGAUCAGCUGGUCUCUCAACGCAAUUGACACCAUUUUCUUGACGAGGAAAACGGUUUUGGGGGAACCGGACUGUCCCAGCGGAACGUUUGCGGCAGGCUACACGAUGGACUCGUGGGAGAGUUGGAGAGUCGUGUGCCUGGCGACCCUUUCUGUGGAGGAUGCUGAAGAUAUUUACCUAUUCGCUUUCAUGUUUACGGGUCUUGUGCUGAUUGGAAUAGGCCUUGCCCUGGUAAACCUAAGAAUUCUGAAGAGGAUGGCAGCUGUCCAAAGCCCCACAGCGCUGCCCGUCAUGAUCGAAUCUGUGGGCAGAGCGGUGGGCGCUCAGAAUGGGACUAUUCAAAUCUGUAUGGACAAUAUCAUGCAGAAGAUGAAGGAGAGGGACAACAUCACGGACAUAAAGGACAAGGAGCUGACCCACUGUUUGGUUACCAUCACGGAGAAGCUCACGGCUCUGCAAAAACGAAUUGACGGAUAA